This is a messenger RNA of Anguilla rostrata (American eel), 1359 nucleotides long. RefSeq lists its product as uncharacterized. NCBI's taxonomy places the organism in Eukaryota, Metazoa, Chordata, Actinopteri, Anguilliformes, Anguillidae. The coding region runs from base 1 to 1359 and encodes 452 amino acids. Gene Ontology annotation, molecular function: protein binding. The transcript has 8 exons. The record is from RefSeq and is a predicted model, not a curated record.
AUGAAACAUUUCUAUCCUGAUGGGAGUGGUCUCUUCCAGGAUGACAGUGUCCCCAUCCACCGAGCUCGAGGGGUCACUGAACGAGUGGCGCUGUACCGGCCGGACCUGGACGGCCUGGCGGUCCUGUGCAACGAGACCACGCGCAGGGGCACUACCGAUUCGCUGGCCUGGACGGCUGCCGGAGCUACGUGGAUGCGUCGCCCACGUCCUGUGCCUCACCGCGCCACGGUAGAGGCCCCCCCCCCAGUCCUGUGCCUCACCGCGCUGACCGAUCCUGACGUGCCCAGGAACUUCAGGGUGACCGUUUGGGACAGCAACAGCGUGACCGUGGGAUGGGACUGCCCCCCGAGCGACCCCGCCUCGGGCCUCACCGCCUUCCUGCUCACGGUCUUCCACGUGGACGGCUCUGGCCACGUCCUGGAGGAGAGGAGCUUCAGACACACGCUGGGCAGCCCGGUGUUCACCGUGGGCAGCUUGCCUCCCUGUAGCAGGGUGCAGCUGGGGCUUCAGGUGGUGUGCCAGUCUGUGGGCCAGUCUGUGGGCCAGUCUACGGGCCAGUCCCGCCUCAGCAGGAUGGUCCUCAGCGAUGGAAACUCUGCAAACUCUGAAAUCAUAAACCUACACCAGUCCUCCUUUGGCUCCCACAACUAUACGGUGAGCUGGUCUGUGCAGAACAUCUCCUCCAUCUCCAGCUUUAAGGUGUACCACCAGGGGGAGCUCCAGAGCUCCACGCUCCUCACCUGGCACACGGUGACAGGCCUGCUUCCCUGCCACCAGUACAGCUGCAGGGUGGAAGCCCUGUGUGGGGACAGCACGGUCAUGAGCGUUAGCACCAUCCAGACAAAAACAGGCCCUGGUGAAGUGUUGGAUCUCCGAUUUAGACAGAAGGACUCGAUAGCCCUGUGGAGCGGCAGGUCUGGGGUGGGCGUGGCCUUCUUGUACCGCCUCUCUGAGAGGGGCGGCCCGAGCGUCCGGAAGGGGAGGCUGGCAGGCCCCCCCCUGCCUCUGCCGGGCCUGAGGCCUGGCUCCCCGUAUGACCUGGAGGUGGUGCCAGAGUGCGAGGGUGGCGAGCGUGGAGCUCCAGCUGUGCUCUACUUCAUCCCAGAGGAAGUCCCUGGCAGUGCCCCCAACGAUGCCCCUGGAGACAUCCUGCUACCCAGAGUUGUUGACUCUGCAGACCAAACAACAGAUCGCCUCGGACUGCAGGUUCAUCUCCCCAGCCAUGAAAUGUUCCUUGUUGUGCCAUGGACAAUGCCGCCAUCGCUGGAGGAUCCGAGGGCAGAAGCUCGAGUCCUGCUGGAGGGCAUUAUUAAAAGCAAGCUGCAGAACUUACUGAGUAAGUUCCCCCACAAAGCCUGA